AACCCAGUCCAAAGCACUAUUAGACAACUAUUUAUGCGAAUCCUCGCGCUGGCCAGAGCUGCCUCGCACUGAGAACAUGAAGAGCAGUGCCACACCCCUUUUUCACUUGUGCCUUUCAGGUGAACGACAGCCACUGACCGACAAGAACAAAACAGUCACGGGAAACUUGAGCAAAUUCCUCCAUCCUGUGUAUCAAUCCGUGAAUCCGAACCGGGACGCGCAGACGGAACUGUGUCCUGGGGGAUGCGGCCUACAUUCAAGCUGCAAAAAAGUUUAUUCGGGUGUUUAUACCUGCGUUUGUGACCUCAUGUACGCACCGAAAGGCAGCAAUCCACGUUCAGAACGAGUUUGUCAACUGAGUGUUGCAACUAUCACCAUUACCGUGGUUUUCGGACUGCUCAUUGUGGCUCUCAUUUGUGCAAUGAUCUUCAUCAUUAUUCGAGGCUGUGAACGGAAGCGAUUGGAUUACGCUAAAAUGGCCCGUGAUGUUAACAAAGAACCGUAGACCUGCCAUUAUUUAAAACAGAUUAUUCAAAACCUAUUUGGUGUGGUCAUUUCAACAAUAUCCAGAGACUUUUCGCCACUCACCUUAGUUAUCCUGUCUUGCGUCAUUUACCAGCGUCAUUAUUAAGCCAAUGAAUGUGCUUCUUGUGCACUAUAUCACUGAUUUUUCUUGAAACACUUUUUUAUCCGACGGUUAGUCUACCGUAUUUUUCUAAUAAAAUUGGGAAUCACUCAGAUCUUUUUAUUGGUGUAUGGCUAGUAAAUUGUUC
Molecule: messenger RNA, 773 nt
Organism: Opisthorchis viverrini
Lineage: Eukaryota; Metazoa; Platyhelminthes; Trematoda; Opisthorchiida; Opisthorchiidae
Exons: 3
Coding region: 77-505 (142 amino acids)
Source: RefSeq, a predicted model, not a curated record